GGCGCCGGCGGGUGACGUAAGCGGAAGGGCACGUCACCCUGCCGCGGAGGCUGAGGCGGCGCCGCCGGGCGAGAGAAGAAGCCCUUGGGAUAAGACAUGUCGUGGAUCAAAGAAGGUGAGCUGACCGUCAUAGAGAGACUUUGUGCCAACAUUAUUAAGGCAGGUCCCAUGCCCAAGCAUGUUGCCUUCAUCAUGGAUGGCAAUCGCCGUUAUGCCCAGAAGUGUCACGUGCAGAGACAGCAGGGGCAUUCACAAGGCUUUGAUAAAAUGGCACAGACACUACGGUGGUGUUUAAAUCUGGGUAUCCAGGAGGUCACUGUUUAUGCAUUUAGUAUUGAGAACUUUAAACGCUCCAAGGAGGAGGUGGAUGGACUAAUGGAUCUGGCAAGACAGAAAUUCAGCCGCCUACUGGAAGAGCAGGAGAACUUGAAGAAACAUGGUGUGUGUAUCCGUGUCCUUGGGGACCUGCCACUUCUGCCACUGGAUAUUCAGGAACUGAUUGCCCAAGCUGUGCUGGCAACCAGAAACUACAACAAAUGCUUUCUAAAUGUCUGCUUUGCAUAUACAUCAAGGCAUGAAAUCAGCAAUGCGGUGAGGGAGAUGGCCUGGGGGGUGGAACAAGGACUGCUUGAACCCAGCGAUGUGUCAGAAUCUUUGCUUGAUAAGUGUCUGUACACCAGCAACUCCCCUGACCCAGAUCUCCUGAUACGAACCUCCGGAGAGGUCCGGUUGAGUGACUUCUUACUCUGGCAGACAACCCAUUCAUGCCUGGUGUUUCAGUCAGUGUUGUGGCCAGAAUACUCCUUUUGGAACCUGUGUGAGGCUAUCCUUCGGUUCCAGAUGAACCACAGUGCUUUACAGAAGGCCAGAGACUCCUACAUGGAGGAAAGGAGGCGACAACAGAUGGAAAGGGAUCAGGCUUAUGUGACACAGAAGCUGCAGCAGGAGGGGUUUGCAUCUCAUGGAGACUCUCGGCGUCGACGGACACUGUUGCAGAAAUGUACCACCAUGCGGGAGGAGAGAAUCCAGGGCUUUCUACAGGCACUAGAGCACAAGAGAGUGGACUUCUUUGAAAGAUUGUGUCCAGUGUCUGCAUGACAUAGGUGCUGGGUGGUUCUUGGGAAGAUGGUUUUUAACUAUAUGAGAAGCAACAGCUGCCGCCCAGAGGAAUUUGCUUGGUGUGGCCCUGCAGUCGGCAUGCAGGGCUGCUGCAGGACUUUACAUCCCCAGCGGCACUAUCCACAUGCUGCUGGGGAUGUGCCAGCCUUCCUAGUUCUGUGAAUGCCACUGAGGAAAGUAAUGUCAUCUUUCUGUCUUGCCUCUGUGCCCCUGAUGAUAGAGAAUGCAUGCUCCCUGCUUGUUCUCCACUCUCUGGUACUUUACAGGCCUGGAUGUUUUGGGGGGCAAGUCGCUUACUAGAAUGAGCUUCCAAUUCUGUUAGGCUCCUCGUGACUUGGCUGAGGCAAAGCAAUUCAGUGCUGUUAAAUCGGGCUGGACUCGAAUAUUUCUGUGGCUUUGCAGUGGGGAAUCUUUUGGUAAGAUUUCCUUUGCUGGUUCCAUGAGGUGUCCAACUUCCAUUCCAUAUGGAAAGGAUUAUUCCUGGUGUAUAAGGGGCCUGUACCAAGCAGUGGCAGAGAUACUCCCCACUCCCUAAUAGCAUCUUGUCUUUUUUUCCCCUCCUGACUGCUGGGUUUGAGGUAUCUGCUCUUGGUUUCCAAAGAACUAAAUCAAGGUGGUGAUAGCCUUACUAGGAAGAAGGUACAAAGCUUCACCUUGCUGUCAGGUCCUGUGAAAUCUUAGCAGUGGGGGCAGGAGGGACCCAAAUGCACCAAAAGCAUAGUUGCUGUUGUUGGAACAGAUUAAUCCUUUUGUGGGAAGGAGGGGGAAGGCUCCCAGGAGGCAAGGAAAAAGGAUUGAUAGGGACCUAAAUUAAUAGCUUAAAGAGGAAAAGAAGUUAGCUAAAACCAGGUGAUGGUUUCAGUAUGCCAGAUACAUGUGAGACCUGUCUAAAGCUAUGACAUCCUGCUUCCAGGGUAUUGGGAUAGGCUUAGUUCAGCAAUACAGUAGCCAAAACUAACCUAUUCUCAAUCAAAAUGGUUUAAAAGUGCUAUACGGCAGAUUUGAAUGGGAGUGGUUGGAGUAGCCGGGGCGUGGUAUUUGUUCUCAAUUCUCUAUCAGCAGGAGAUGGACUAGCUAAUCUCCAAGAUUAUUUCCGUCUCUAACUUCUCCUGUUUCCGUCCCCACAGAAAAAAUCAACAGAAGAUGUUGUCUUGCUUUUGUUUCUGCUGCACGUACAGGUGCAGCAGUCGCAGCCAUUGCUGUUUUUUUUAAAGAGUUCCUUUUUACCUCCAGAUGAGAACUACAAAAUGCAGAUUUAAAAGAUUAAGUGCUGCAAACUCAGCACACUGAAUGUGAUUGUGAAGAGGAUAAUUAAGUUGUCAAACCACAAAUAAAGCAUUUUCGUACCAAACAUUUUUAAAAUAAGCUGAGCAUUUAAAACUCUACAGAACUUCUUUUCUAAGUUCUAAUGAAGUUGGCAUCCAGGUCUAAUAUGCUGUUGUUUAACCUGUGACAGAUUCCUUAUCUGAUUCCUGUUAAAACAGAAAGGAUUUCAAAGCUGUAUUCUUUUACAGCACUAUCUGAGCAAUUUGCUGAUGUCCCAAGACUUGACUGAAUGAAGCACUGUGCAAAUACAUCCUCUUGCGUAAGUAGCCAACAGUAGCUUGGAUGACAGUAUGCUGAGUUGAUGGGAGGUGACAAUUUAAACUUAUUUUGUGGUAUUUUGUCUAUCUUUACAUUUUUAUUUUCCUUUAUGUUUUUAUUUUGUCUGUCUUUAUUUCAGGAAGUUGUCUGUGGAAAUAGUUCUUAUUCUCUGUGAGAUUGAGCACUCUCCAGUGGGUUUUGCCAGGCAGAUAGGGAGAUUGUCUUCUCUCCAAGAACGUAUAUUUGCCUUGAAAAGAGGGGGGGAAAAAAGAUCAGUAAGUCAGUUGUGUUUAUGAUAGUACAGACAAGCAGAACUACAGUGGUGACUUUCUGCAGAGGAGUAAUACUGUUGCAGCUGUGGUAAUUGAAGGAUAAAAGUUGCACAAGGUUUCGAGAGAGUUUUGAUACCUUUUAUAAGAGUGAUUGCUGUAGCUGAGAAACAUCAAAACCUUCAGGCCCACGAGUCCUUUAGAAGAAGGUGGGGGGAGCUUGUGGUAGUACCUGACAGUUUGUCUUAUUCCAGUUGCAUUAGUUACUGUAAUAAAAUAGUAACUUUCCUUGUAAGCUUUGCCUCCUAAAGGGUGGACGUAAGUUACAAAGGCAAACCA
Dromaius novaehollandiae (emu) is the source of this 3311-nucleotide messenger RNA. It is a transcript of the gene DHDDS, whose product is annotated as dehydrodolichyl diphosphate synthase subunit. Gene Ontology annotation, biological process: polyprenol biosynthetic process. The transcript is spliced from 9 exons. Gene Ontology annotation, molecular function: ditrans,polycis-polyprenyl diphosphate synthase [(2E,6E)-farnesyl diphosphate specific] activity. Gene Ontology annotation, cellular component: dehydrodolichyl diphosphate synthase complex; endoplasmic reticulum. The coding region runs from base 97 to 1098 and encodes 333 amino acids. The record is from RefSeq and is a predicted model, not a curated record. NCBI's taxonomy places the organism in Eukaryota, Metazoa, Chordata, Aves, Casuariiformes, Dromaiidae.